UAUCCCCUCCGGAACGGUAGAUGGUGCACGGCCAUGGCGUCUGCGUAUACUGAAGCGGAAGUGACGAAACUUCACUGACACGAGCACUGUACCCACAUGUAAGUGUUCCAGUCACGUUUGCUGAUCAACUGCGGCGCAAUGAAACGACCGAAGUUAAGAAAAGCGAGUAAGCGCGUGUCAUGCUCCAAACGGUAUAAAAUACAGAAAAAGGUUCGGGAACACAACAGAAAAUUAAGGAAAGAAGCAAAGAAGAAGGGAGUGAGCAAACGACCGAAGAAGGACCCAGGAGUUCCCAGCAGUGCUCCUUUCAAAGAGGAGGUUCUCAGAGAGGCCGAGCAGAGGAGGCUGCAGAUUGAAGAAGAAAAAGAGAAAAAGAGACAAGCUGUAAAAGAAGAAAGAGCCAAGAAGAGGCAAAAAGAAAAAGAACCUAUAAAAAAUGAGACUGAACCCAAGGCCAAAAGAACACGAACGGAUGAAAAUGGAAAGAAAUCAGAGAGACAAAAGGACAAGAAUUCAAAAGAGUUCAUUUGUGGAGAAAUAAACAAGGUCAUUGAUGCUUCUGAUGUAGUUUUUGAAGUCCUCGAUGCUCGCGACCCUCUGGGCUGCAGGUGUCCACAGCUGGAGGAGGCGGUGCUGCAGAGGAACAAGAAACUGCUUCUAGUUUUAAACAAAAUAGACCUGGUACCGAAGGAUAAUGUAGAGCAGUGGAUAAAAUGUUUACAAAAGGAGUUUCCAGUGGUGGCUUUUAAAGGAUCAACACUGAAUCAGCCAACAGUGAAACCAAAGAAUCGUGGGGUCGUGGCAAACAGAACCAGAGUACAAGUCUGUUUUGGAAACGACUUCCUCACUGAGCUCCUCACAGAAUACGCAGCAAAAAAGGAGACAGAGUCUCUCAAAGUGGGCAUAGUUGGCUUCCCUAAUGUAGGGAAGAGCAGUUUGAUCAACAGUUUGAAGGGGGGCCAGGCCUGCAACGCUGGAGCCCAGAGGGGCAUCACAAAAAUGAUGCAGGAAGUUAACAUCUCAAAAACAGUCAAGCUCAUAGACAGUCCUGGAAUUCUGGCACUGCCGUCCAGCCCUCCAGUUGUUCUGGCUCUGAGGAGUCUGCUGGUGGAGCAGGGUGAGGAGAAUGUGUUGGAGGCGGUGAGGACGCUGCUCAAACAGUGUGACAAGACACAGAUCAUGCUUCAGUACAUGAUUCCAGACUUUAGGAACUCACUGGAGUUUCUGACCUUGUUUGCCAAAAAGCGUGGAUUUCUUCAGAAGGGUGGAGUUCCCAACACACAUCAGGCAGCAACGACUUUCCUGGGCGAUUGGACAGGAGCCAAGCUGAGUUAUCACUGUAAGGUGUCAGAGAGAGUUCUUCCUCCGUAUCUGUCUGACUCUGUGGUGGAAGACUUGAAGAACGACUGGGAUCUAGACAAACUGAACACGGGAAAUGAGACGGUUCUAAAAGGUCUUAAAUUCUCAAACCCAGCCAGCAGCAUCAGCUUCAUCUCCAAAGGGCCAACAGACGGCCUGCUGAGUGUCGGUGAAAUCACAGAAGUAAAACCUGGAGCAGGGCUCACAGAGGGGGAGACGGUGCAGAGCGAGCCUCAACAAAUUCCUGAGGACCCAGAUGCAGCAAAAGGAGAGGAGAAACCAGAACAGACUUCACAGAAAAAAAAGCCCACCACGGUGCAAUUUACUACAGAUAUUGCUCUCUCCGAGUCUACAGCAGAGGGUGGCUAUGAUUUUAAUAAAUAUUUUUAAUGGACCUUUCCUCUCCUGUGGCCUCCAAACCUAGACAAUAAUGCAGGACUAGAGUUUGUCUUGGACGUGUGGCUCCCUGAUGAAACCUGGAAACUUGAGGGGAGGUUUCUGGUGUUCCCCUCCGACCUGUAUUCCCUGUUAAAGGUUAAACCAUGACCUUUUAUUUAAUCUCUGACCUGUCCAUUCACAAGUUCUUGUUGCAUACAGAUUCAUGUAAAUAGCUGAUGUACUGAUGAUGAUCAGUAUGUGGUUCUGUAAAAAAUGUAAUAAAACACUCUUCUUUCCAGA
Cynoglossus semilaevis (tongue sole) is the source of this 2037-nucleotide messenger RNA. It is a transcript of the gene gnl3, whose product is annotated as G protein nucleolar 3. The coding region runs from base 139 to 1749 and encodes 536 amino acids. Gene Ontology annotation, molecular function: GTP binding. The record is from RefSeq and is a predicted model, not a curated record. The transcript is spliced from 15 exons. Gene Ontology annotation, cellular component: nucleolus. Lineage: Eukaryota; Metazoa; Chordata; Actinopteri; Pleuronectiformes; Cynoglossidae.